ACACACACACAGACACACACAGAGAGAGAGGAGAGAGGGGGGAAGCGCACACGCGCACACUGGAGCUCACACACAUCUCCAUUCUCUUUCCUUCACACAGAGAGGGGCGCGCGCGCACACACACACGCCACGCGCGCACACACACACUCACCGUGGCUCGCUCUUCCCGCGCUCCAGCCGAGCUUCGCCGCCUUCCCUUCGCUCUCUCGCGGACUCCUUCCUCUCCCCUCCGCGCUCCAAGAGCUCUUCGACAUCCUCGGCCGAGGCUAUAGCUUGCAAGGGAGAGCUUGUACAGCUAUCCCCCUCCACCUCUCCACCUCAGCCGCUGUCCUUCCCUCAGGUACUUGAGAGUCGGAGGGAGGGAGAAGAAGAAGGCGGCGAAAAGAAGAGAACGAGACCAAGCCGAUUGACAACCACCACCAAGAUCCAAAGCCCGCCAACAAAUCUGCAAUAGGGCAGCUGGAUCUCUUUGAGUUUGCUUUCUGGGCUCAUCUCCUUCGCCGGGUCUGUCUCCGCUGUUGGGUUGAGACACUUUAUUCCCAAGUGAAACAACACAAGAAAACCUCUGCUUUCCAGCCAAGUCCAUUGCCCCCGCCCGCCCGCCACCCUUCUUUCCUGCAGUCUCUGGUCGGGGGCUUUGGCUGCCCUCCCCCUUCUUUUUAUAUGUGGUUGGAUUUGGUGGAUCUGAGAGAAGCCAUCCUUUGGCCGUGCUGAGCCUCCCUCCCCCUCUCUCUGCUGCGGGUUUUUCUUUUUUUCUUUCCCCCCUUCCCUUCCCCUUUUCUCCCUCCCCCUCAGCAGCCCUCUUCUUCUUCUGCUUUUGGUUUUUUGGAUGCGCGCUGAGGAAAAUGGGCAACGGCGCUUCCGCCCGAAGGGGAACCUCUCCAUGCCUGCUUUUGGGACGUGUGCCUGUGGCGGUGGGGUCUUCUUAGAGAAAUAGCCUGCCUGCUUUCGGAGUGGAAGGCCAAAUGACAUAGGAUGAAGGCUGUUCGUAAUUUGCUGAUUUAUAUAUUUUCCACCUAUCUACUGGUUAUGUUUGGAUUUAAUGCUGCCCAAGACUUCUGGUGUUCAACGCUGGUGAAGGGGGUCAUUUAUGGAUCGUAUUCUGUAAGCGAAAUGUUUCCCAAAAACUUUACAAACUGCACUUGGACGCUGGAAAACCCAGAUCCAACCAAAUAUAGUAUUUACCUGAAAUUUUCCAAAAAGGACUUCAGCUGCUCUAACUUUUCACUGUUGGCUUAUCAGUUCGAUCAUUUUUCCCAUGAGAAAAUUAAGGAUCUCUUAAAGAAUAACCAUUCUAUAAUGCAACUCUGUGAUUCCAAGAAUGCUUUUGUAUUUCUGCAGUACGAUAAGAAUUUCAUUCAGAUUCGCCGGGUCUACCCCUUCGAUUUCAUAGGAUUAUACAAAAAGGAAGAUGAUCAAAAGUCUUUCUUUGAAUUUUUGGUGUUGAACAAGGUGAGCCCAAGCCAGUUUGGUUGUCACGUAUUAUGCACUUGGCUGGAGAGCUGCUUGAAAUCUGAGAAUGGGAGAACAGAGUCCUGUGGGAUCAUGUAUACAAAAUGCACCUGCCCUCAGCACUUGGGAGAAUGGGGGGGAGAUGACCACUCCCUGGUCUUGCUCAAUAAUGUAGUGCUGCCCCUUAAUGAGCAGACUGAAGGCUGCCUCACACAGGAGCUGCAAACCACCCAGGUCUGCAAUCUCACCAGGGAAGCCAAGCGACCACCGAAGGAAGAAUUUGGAAUGAUGGGAGAUCAUACAAUUAAAAGUCAGCGACCUCGAUCUGUUCAUGAGAAAAGGGUCCCUCAGGAACAAGCUGAUGCUGCUAAAUUUAUGGCACAAACUGGUGAAUCUGGUGUGGAAGAGUGGGCCCAGUGGAGUACAUGUUCAGUUACUUGUGGUCAAGGGUCGCAGGUGCGAACCAGAACUUGUGUAUCACCUUACGGGACACACUGCAGCGGCCCUUUAAGAGAAUCAAGGGUUUGCAAUAACACUGCCCUCUGUCCAGUACAUGGAGUUUGGGAGGAGUGGUCACCUUGGAGUUUGUGCUCAUUCACAUGUGGUCGAGGCCAAAGAACUAGAACAAGGUCAUGUAUACCUCCCCAGUAUGGGGGAAGAUCAUGUGAUGGACCUGAAACACAGCAUAAGCCUUGCAAUAUUGCUCUUUGCCCUGUUGAUGGACAAUGGCAAGAGUGGAGCGCUUGGAGCCAGUGCUCGGUGACCUGUUCCAAUGGCACACAGCAGAGGAGUCGGCAGUGCACAGCAGCUGCUCAUGGAGGCUCAGAGUGCAGAGGCCCAUGGGCUGAAAGCAGGGAGUGUUACAAUCCUGAAUGUACAGCUAAUGGUCAGUGGAAUCACUGGGGUCACUGGAGUGGGUGUUCCAAGUCAUGUGAUGGUGGCUGGGAGAAGAGGAUACGGAUAUGCCAAGGAGCAGCUGUUACGGGGCAGCAAUGUGAAGGAAGCGGAGAGGAAGUUAGACGGUGUAGUGAGCAGCGGUGCCCAGCACCUUAUGAAAUAUGCCCUGAAGAUUAUUUGAUAACGAUGGUCUGGAAAAGGACCCCAGCAGGGGACCUCGCAUUCAAUCGGUGUCCUCUUAAUGCUACAGGCACCACUAGCAGACGCUGCUCUCUCAGUCUUCAUGGAGUGGCCUUCUGGGAACAACCUAGCUUUGCUAGAUGCAUAUCAAAUGAGUACAGACACUUGCAGCAUUCAAUUAAAGAACAUCUUGCAAAAGGACAGAGGACGCUGGCAGGUGAAGGAAUGUCUCAGGUGACGAAGACCCUUCUGGAUUUAACUCAGAGGAAGAAUUUUUAUGCCGGGGAUCUCUUGGUUUCUGUGGAAAUUCUCAGAAAUGUUACAGAUACAUUUAAAAGAGCAAGCUACAUUCCAGCUUCUGAUGGUGUCCAGAACUUCUUUCAAAUAGUUAGUAACCUUCUGGAUGAAGAGAACAAAGAGAAAUGGGAAGACGCACAGCAGAUCUAUCCAGGCUCAAUAGAACUAAUGCAGGUGAUUGAAGAUUUUAUACACAUUGUUGGAAUGGGGAUGAUGGACUUUCAGAAUUCAUACUUAAUGACUGGAAAUGUAGUGGCCAGCAUUCAGAAGCUUCCUGCGGCAUCUGUCCUCACAGACAUCAAUUUCCCCAUGAAAGGAAGGAAAGGAAUGGUCGACUGGGCACGAAACUCAGAAGACAGGGUUGUCAUUCCAAAAAACAUCUUCACCCCUAUGUCAACAGAUCUAGAUGAAUCCACCGUAUUUGUGCUUGGAGCAGUACUAUACAAAAAUUUAGAACUGAUUUUACCCACCUUAAGAAAUUAUACAGUUAUAAAUUCCAAAAUCAUUGUGGUCACCAUAAGGCCUGAGCCCAAAACAUCUGAUUCCUUUCUAGAGAUAGAGUUAGCUCAUUUGGCUAAUGGCACAUUGAAUCCCUAUUGUGCACUAUGGGAUGAUUCAAAAAUGAACGACUCUCUGGGAACCUGGUCCACCCAGGGAUGUAAAACUGUGCUUACCGAUGCAUCCCAUACAAAAUGCUUAUGUGAUCGCCUCUCUACCUUCGCCAUUUUGGCUCAGCAACCUAGAGAAAUAAUCAUGGAAUCAUCUGGUGCUCCCUCAGUAACCCUUAUAGUAGGCAGCGGCCUUUCAUGCCUGGCUUUGAUCACCCUAGCAGUUGUCUAUGCAGCACUAUGGAGAUACAUCAGAUCUGAGAGGUCAAUAAUUCUAAUUAAUUUCUGCCUGUCUAUUAUCUCAUCAAAUAUUCUUAUACUGGUUGGACAAACGCAGACACAUAAUAAGGGGAUCUGCACCACGACCACAGCAUUUUUACAUUUCUUCUUCUUAGCUUCAUUUUGUUGGGUUUUGACGGAAGCGUGGCAGUCUUACAUGGCUGUUACUGGAAAAAUUAGGACACGACUCAUAAGGAAACGCUUUUUAUGCCUUGGAUGGGGUCUACCAGCGUUGGUAGUGGCUAUAUCAAUAGGUUUUACCAAGACGAAAGGAUACGGAACCAGUAACUAUUGCUGGCUCUCUCUCGAAGGAGGACUUCUCUAUGCUUUUGUUGGACCUGCAGCCGCUGUUGUCUUGGUCAACAUGGUGAUUGGCAUUCUGGUGUUUAAUAAACUUGUUUCCAGAGAUGGAAUCCUAGAUAAAAAACUCAAACACAGAGCGGGUCAGAUGAGUGAGCCUCAUAGCGGUUUGACGCUCAAAUGUGCCAAGUGUGGAGUAGUUUCAACAACAGCUUUGUCAGCCACCACCGCCAGUAAUGCCAUGGCAUCCCUUUGGAGUUCCUGUGUUGUGUUGCCUCUCCUGGCUCUGACUUGGAUGUCUGCGGUUCUGGCGAUGACUGACAAGAGAUCGAUAUUAUUUCAGAUACUCUUUGCUGUGUUUGAUUCGUUGCAGGGCUUCGUCAUUGUCAUGGUCCACUGCAUUCUCCGAAGGGAGGUUCAAGAUGCGUUUAGAUGCCGUUUAAGAAACUGCCAGGAUCCAAUCAAUGCAGAUUCUUCAAGUUCGUUUCCUAAUGGACAUGCUCAAAUCAUGACAGAUUUUGAAAAAGAUGUGGACAUUGCCUGUCGAUCAGUUCUCCAUAAGGAUAUUGGACCCUGCAGAGCAGCUACAAUAACGGGAACCCUUUCUAGAAUUUCACUGAAUGAUGACGAAGAGGAGAAACCUGCCAACCCUGAAGGAAUGAGCUACUCAACGUUGCCUGGGAAUAUAAUUUCUAAAGUUAUCAUUCAGCAGUCUGGAGGCAUGCAUAUGCCCAUGAGCAUGAGUGAGCUGGCCAAUCAGUGUCUGAAAAAAGACAACACAGAGCUGCGGCGGACUGUGUAUUUAUGUACUGAUGACAACCUGAGAGGUGCAGAUAUGGACAUAGUCCACCCUCAGGACCGAAUGAUGGAGAGUGACUAUAUAGUCAUGCCCAGAGGCUCAGUGAAUGCGCAGACAUCUCUAAAGGAUGACAGCAAAUUGAAUCUAGGCAUGGAGACCUUGCCUCAUGAAAGGCUCUUGCACUACAAAGUUAAUCCUGAGUUUAGUAUGAACCCCAAUGUAAUGGACCAGUUCAGUAUGAAUUUAGAUCAACACCUCCCUACCCAGGAACACAUGCAGAACUUGCCUUUUGAACCUCGCACAGCAGUAAAGAAUUUCAUGGCUUCAGAGAUGGAUGAUAGCACAGGACUAGCAAGGAGUGAAACCGGAUCAACCAUAUCAAUGAGUUCUCUGGAGAGAAGAAAAUCACGCUAUUCUGACCUCGACUUUGAAAAGGUCAUGCAUACGAGGAAGAGGCACAUGGAAUUGUUUCAGGAAUUAAAUCAGAAAUUUCAGACACUAGACAGAUUUCGAGAUGUACCAAAAUCAGGCAGUAUGGAAAAUCCAACAGCAGCCAGCAAGGCUCCCUGGGACGCUUUCAAAAACACAAGUGACUACCCACAUUAUACCACAAUAAAUGUAUUAGAUACAGAGGCAAAAGAUGCUUUAGAACUAAGACCAUCAGAAUGGGAGAAGUGUCUGAACUUGCCUCUAGAUGUACAAGAAGGUGAUUUUCAAACGGAGGUUUAACGAAAGAGGAAACAAACUCAAGAGAAAGUGAGAUAUAGAACAAUUUUGUUUGCACUGACACUCAAGAGACUUGGGAAGCCUGACACGCCAAUCUGAACAUUGUGGCCGAGGCGUGUCAGCAUCUUCAUGUGCCAAAUGUCAGUGGUUUCUUUUCGUACGAUAUAUUCCCACUAGCAAAACUAGUGGAGAGCCCAGGUGUACAAUUCUUACCAUCGUGUCUUGUAAGUACCCGUGGAAUGGAUUUGUAAGGUAAAUCUUUAUAGAUAAACCUCAAGCAACGGUUCAUGUUGUAACAGCUUCAUCUGGUUUAGUUUUCAAAAAACUUCACCAUGAAGCACAAUGUAUAUAUUUAUGCAGUUUUUAAAGUUUAUAACAGUCUGUUUGGCCAUUACUACACUUUUUACUUUAUAAUAUAAAAAAGCAAAGUUUUGUCGUCAUUAAAUGAAUGUCUGUUGAGCUACAUUCUUCAUUGCUUUAAAUGCAAUAAAGUAAUAAUCUCACUUUUAUAUGAAUAAUAUAUUUCACAUCUUUAUUAUUGCAGUUUUCUCUGGAAAGCUCAGAGUAGCUUCUCCUGCUGCAGCUGUGUAUAAAAUAUUUAAAAUGUUGUAUGGUGUAAAUAAAC
This is a messenger RNA of Zootoca vivipara (common lizard), 6163 nucleotides long. RefSeq names its product adhesion G protein-coupled receptor B3 (gene ADGRB3). The record is from RefSeq and is a predicted model, not a curated record. Gene Ontology annotation, biological process: cell surface receptor signaling pathway; adenylate cyclase-activating G protein-coupled receptor signaling pathway; negative regulation of angiogenesis. Gene Ontology annotation, molecular function: G protein-coupled receptor activity. Gene Ontology annotation, cellular component: synaptic cleft; plasma membrane; postsynapse. Lineage: Eukaryota; Metazoa; Chordata; Lepidosauria; Squamata; Lacertidae.